AUGGUCAAAGGCAUAAAGUUGUCGAGAAUGAAAGCUCAAGCUGAACGUGAUAUACUUAUUGAAUUAGAAAGUGAGGUUAAUGAAGAGCAGAUAACAGAUCUGGAAGACGAUGAGAAUAUGACAAAUAGUGAAAAGUGGGAACAUGUUGACUUGAUAGUUGAUGUAAUAGAAAACGUAGCAUUUAGAAGAUUGGGAUGCAUUGCACAUGUUAUACAGCUAGUUGUAAAGCUUGCAUAUGAUGGUAAUUAUCAUGGCUUACUUUUGAAGGUACGUGGAUUAGCGAGAAAAGUUCGCAAAUCUUCUGUUGCAUUGAAAAAAAUUAUCAACAAAUGUGGUAAGACUGUGAUCAGCGACUGUUCUACAAGAUGGAACAGCACUUACUUUAUGGUUUGGAGAUUUCUGGAAAUAAAGACAUCUAUCAACGAAGUUCUUGGAGACCUUAACAUUGAUUCACUUGCCAAUAGCGAAUGGAUAAUGCUUCAGGAUUUUGUCAAUCUUUUAGAACCUUUUGCCAAUGAAACUGAUACUCUUCAGACGGAUGCACUUUCACUAUCCAGUGUUAUACCUUCAAUACUUAAUUUAGAAUGUCACCUUGAGCAAUUUGGAGAUGCCAAAGAUGUAGCAGUUAAAAUGCUUGAAGAUCUACGCCGUCGUUUUGCCGUUCUUUUGCAGCCAAACGAUCCUAAUUUUAAUCCACUGCCAUGUGCCGCAUGUCUACUUGACCCCACAUGUGCAAUAGCUCUUUUAGGUAAUGAGCAUACUCUUUUAGGUAAUGAGCACAAAUCAGAGAGUGUGCAAAGAAAUACAUUUUGUCAGAGGCUAAAAAAUCGGUGCAACAUGAUUUACCUUUAG
Hydra vulgaris (swiftwater hydra) is the source of this 852-nucleotide messenger RNA. NCBI's taxonomy places the organism in Eukaryota, Metazoa, Cnidaria, Hydrozoa, Anthoathecata, Hydridae. The record is from RefSeq and is a predicted model, not a curated record.